This is a messenger RNA of Lycium ferocissimum, 1485 nucleotides long. RefSeq lists its product as uncharacterized. The record is from RefSeq and is a predicted model, not a curated record. The coding region runs from base 593 to 1126 and encodes 177 amino acids. NCBI's taxonomy places the organism in Eukaryota, Viridiplantae, Streptophyta, Magnoliopsida, Solanales, Solanaceae. The transcript is spliced from 2 exons.
UUCAGCUUUAAUCAAGAUCUGUACAUAUUUAUAUUGUCUCGAUCUGGUAUGAUCUUUUUUCAAGUCAUAAUCAUGGAUUAGCUAGGUAAUUAGUCUAUAAAGUCCAAAAUAUUAUCGCAAUAAGCUAUAGUAUAUAGUUAUACAAAGACUCAAAGAUUGUGCACAUCUAUAUUUCAAAACAUGGACUUACUCGGAUUUUCCUUCAAAGCAUCUAUUGGUUUUUUUCCUUCCAUACAUUCCAUAGGAUACAUGCUCGUGCCGAUUGAUUUCUUUUUUAUUACUACAUUCCAACUGAACCUAAUGAAUGUGUGUAAGAUAUGAUGCAUGAGAUGUGAUCCAAGUGAACAUAUUGGUUGUAUCAGUGCUGCCACCAAAUUUAUUCCCUCUCAAGACGAACAUGUACAUAGACUCUUAAUUUCACCUUGACGCACGGGUGCUGAAGAAAUUGAACAAGCUUAGAAGGGAUUUUCUGUGGCAUGGUUGUAAGGAAAACAAGGGAUACAAUUUGGUAAAAUGGGAGAAAGUUUUGAAAAGCAGAGACAGAGGAGGUUUGGGAAUCAGAAAUCUAAGAAAGCAGAACAACAGCCUCCUAAUGAAGUGGCUGUGGAGAUACAAUGAACAAGGACAAGCCCUAUGGAAGGAGGUGAUCAAAAGCAAAUAUGGGGAAUUAAAUCCAUGGUGCAGUAAUGUUAGUUCAAACCCUUAUGGGGCAGGAGUCUGGAGAACAAUUAGAAAUCUGUGGCCAAGUCUGGAAAGCAAUUUGAACAUAAAAGUGGGAGAUGGGACGAAGGCAAAGUUUUGGGGAGAUAGCUGUAACAAUCAGAGGCCUUUGAAGGACUCAUUUCCUGAUUUGUAUAGGAUAUGCAAUAAUCCAGAGGGCGCUGUCAAUGAAUGUUGGUCAGAUCAGGGAUGGAAUCUUUCGUUUAGAAGAUUGCUGAAUGAUUGGGAAGUGGAUAGGGUGGCCAAUUUGUUACAUAGCCUGCAGGAGUUCAAAGGCACCACCUCAGAGCCAGAUACUUUGAGGUGGAUGCAUAGGAAGGAUGGGGUAUUCUCUGUCAACAAGGCGUACAGGUUAACUAAUAUGCAACCAAACCGAAACCAGCAAAUAUUGUGGAGAAAUGCGUAGAAAAACAUAGCACCAACUAAGUUAAAAUGCUUCACAUGGUUGGUGGUCAGAAGGGCCUGUUUGACAGAAGUUUUGAAGAAAAAAGGGCAGAUCAUUGUUUCAAGAUGUUAAUUAUGUGGGGAAACUGAAGUGACCAACAAUCAUCUUUUUUUGCAUUGCAGUUUCACAUCACAACUAUGGUCACUAUUCUUUAGUCUUACAAAUACAAUAUGGACCAUGCCUGAGCAUACUGCAGAUUUGUUGAGCUGUUGGAUUAGAAGAGGAGGAAGCAAGAGUCAGAAGAAAUGGUGGAGAAUAAUUCCACUCUGCAUUUGGUGGACAGUGUGGAAGGAAAGGAAUAACAGAAGCUUUGAAGAUAG